UAUCGGUACGGAUUCCUAGAAGUAUCGAGAAAGCACUAAACACUCCUCUACGACAAUAUAAAUACCUACCCAGCUCCUCUUCCUUGAACCAACGAACUUGAAACCUGAAAGCAAAUUCAGAAAAUUCUCAAAAAGCUCACGGAAAAUGUCACUGAUUCCAAGAAUCUUCGGCGAUCGACGAAGCAGCGUCUUCGAUCCAUUCUCAAUUGACGUAUGGGAUCCGUUCAGGGAAUUGGGCUUUCCAGGUUCCAAUUCAGGGGAGACCUCUGCAUUUGCCAACACACGAGUCGAUUGGAAGGAAACUCCGGAGGCCCAUGUGUUUAAGGCAGAUCUCCCUGGGAUUAAGAAGGAGGAAGUGAAAGUGGAGAUCGAAGACGAUAGGGUUCUUCAAAUCAGCGGAGAGAGGAACGUGGAGAAAGAGGACAAGAAUGAUACUUGGCACCGUGUGGAACGCAGCAGCGGCAAAUUCAUGAGAAGAUUCAGGCUCCCGGAGAAUGCAAAAAUGGAUCAAGUUAAAGCGGCGAUGGAGAAUGGAGUGCUUACUGUUACUGUUCCGAAAGAAGAGGUGAAGAAGCCUGAUGUCAAGUCCAUUGAGAUAACCGGUUAGACGCCCAUAUAAGUUUAUCUGUAAAUGUAGCAACUACUCUAUGGAUUGCGUACUGAAGAUGUAAAGUUGUUCUUCCUUCAUGUCUCCUUAUUUGGCCUAUUAACCGCUAAUGUAAUAAUAUUCCUGUUUUUGUACUGAGGUUCUGUUCAAAUCUUUUAUCUUACUCUUUCCUUCUUUUUGCCUUUCUA
This is a messenger RNA of Nicotiana attenuata, 795 nucleotides long. RefSeq names its product 17.6 kDa class I heat shock protein. The coding region runs from base 146 to 607 and encodes 153 amino acids. The record is from RefSeq and is a predicted model, not a curated record. Lineage: Eukaryota; Viridiplantae; Streptophyta; Magnoliopsida; Solanales; Solanaceae. The transcript has a single exon. Gene Ontology annotation, biological process: protein complex oligomerization; response to hydrogen peroxide; protein folding.